Molecule: messenger RNA, 597 nt
Organism: Aspergillus oryzae RIB40
Lineage: Eukaryota; Fungi; Ascomycota; Eurotiomycetes; Eurotiales; Aspergillaceae
Product: Hsp20/alpha crystallin family protein
Exons: 1
Coding region: 1-597 (198 amino acids)
Biological process (GO): response to heat; protein complex oligomerization; protein folding
Source: RefSeq, a predicted model, not a curated record
AUGGCUUUCUUCUCCAAUUUCUCCGGCGACUUUGCUCCUUUGUUCCAUUUACUUGAUGACUAUGAUGUCCAUCAAGCAUACCGCCCAAAGCCAAGGACUACAACUGUUCGCUCCUUCACACCUCGAUUUGAUGUCUAUGAACUAAACAACAAUUACCAUCUUAAUGGAGAACUACCUGGCGUUAACCAAGCCAGUCUCGAUAUUGAGUUCACCGAUCCUCAUACGUUGGUCAUAAAGGGCCGCGUGGAGCGCAAGUACAGCGACAGCACAUCCAGUACCAACGAGCAUGCUGAAGUUCCCAAUGAUGCUUCUUCUGUCAAGUCACUCCAACCAACAGUCGAAGAUGAAGAUGAAGAGGCAAAUGAUGCAGCAUCUGUUGGUUCAUCAGCCCAAUCUUCAAAGCAGGUGGCCCUCCAAGAGCAGACCAACCACAAAUAUUGGAUCACCGAGCGCCCGGUCGGCGAAUUCCAUCGAGCCUUUACCUUUCCGACGAGAGUAGACCAAGAUACAGUCAAGGCUACUCUGAAAGAUGGGAUUCUUUCGGUCAUUGUCCCAAAGGAACCUGCCCCUACGUUUAAAAAAAUUCGCGUCGAGUAA